AUGGUCCAGCAAGUUAGCAUGUCCAUAUCUCUACCAGGUUCAUUUGAAGAAGAUAUAGAGUCUCUCUUAUCAGAACAAGACGAUCUCACUCCAGAAAGUCUCUUUGGAAUAGAAGAAGAAUAUUCAGACUCUACUGAAUAUUCAGAAGAGUCCUCUUCAGAUUCUGAUGAUAAUGAAAUUUCAAUUCUGAUGAUCAGGACAGCUGAGGAACAUCAUCAACACCUGGAACAAUUCCUUGCUAUCAUCCAAAAGUAUGGAAUCAUGCUUUCAGAGAAAAAGAUCAUACCACACCUAUCCAGUUACACAUGUCAUCUUUCCAAAAUGCUCAAAAAGGACCCUCCCCCUUGGGGAACAGAACAAACAACAGCUGUCAAGAGACUAAAAGAAUUGGUUCACAAUCCUCCACCCCUUACCAUUCCGUCUACAGGACAUCUUAUCCUACAGACUGACGCAUCCAAUCAUGCAUGGGGGGCAAUUCUUCUUGAAAAUCUCAAUAACAAGGAACAACUAUGUGGUUAUGCAUCAGGACAAUUUUCUCCAUCUGAAAGGCAUUACCAUUCAACAUAUAAAGAGAUUCUGGCAGUCAAAUACGGGAUAAAAAAGUUUAAGUUUUUCCUGAUUGGUUAA
Messenger RNA from Ricinus communis (castor bean), 627 nucleotides. RefSeq lists its product as uncharacterized. The record is from RefSeq and is a predicted model, not a curated record. NCBI's taxonomy places the organism in Eukaryota, Viridiplantae, Streptophyta, Magnoliopsida, Malpighiales, Euphorbiaceae. The coding region runs from base 1 to 627 and encodes 208 amino acids. The transcript has 3 exons.